Molecule: messenger RNA, 1885 nt
Organism: Cannabis sativa
Lineage: Eukaryota; Viridiplantae; Streptophyta; Magnoliopsida; Rosales; Cannabaceae
Product: cannabidiolic acid synthase-like
Exons: 1
Coding region: 38-1672 (544 amino acids)
Molecular function (GO): FAD binding; oxidoreductase activity
Source: RefSeq, marked validated
UCCAUAGUAAUUCAAAAUUCAUUAGAACUAAAGAAAAAUGAAGUGCUCAACAUUCUCCUUUUGGUUUGUUUGCAAGAUAAUAUUUUUCUUUUUCUCAUUCAAUAUCCAAACUUCCAUUGCUAAUCCUCGAGAAAACUUCCUUAAAUGCUUCUCGCAAUAUAUUCCCAAUAAUGCAACAAAUCUAAAACUCGUAUACACUCAAAACAACCCAUUGUAUAUGUCUGUCCUAAAUUCGACAAUACACAAUCUUAGAUUCACCUCUGACACAACCCCAAAACCACUUGUUAUCGUCACUCCUUCACAUGUCUCUCAUAUCCAAGGCACUAUUCUAUGCUCCAAGAAAGUUGGCUUGCAGAUUCGAACUCGAAGUGGUGGUCAUGAUUCUGAGGGCAUGUCCUACAUAUCUCAAGUCCCAUUUGUUAUAGUAGACUUGAGAAACAUGCGUUCAAUCAAAAUAGAUGUUCAUAGCCAAACUGCAUGGGUUGAAGCCGGAGCUACCCUUGGAGAAGUUUAUUAUUGGGUUAAUGAGAAAAAUGAGAAUCUUAGUUUGGCGGCUGGGUAUUGCCCUACUGUUUGCGCAGGUGGACACUUUGGUGGAGGAGGCUAUGGACCAUUGAUGAGAAACUAUGGCCUCGCGGCUGAUAAUAUCAUUGAUGCACACUUAGUCAACGUUCAUGGAAAAGUGCUAGAUCGAAAAUCUAUGGGGGAAGAUCUCUUUUGGGCUUUACGUGGUGGUGGAGCAGAAAGCUUCGGAAUCAUUGUAGCAUGGAAAAUUAGACUGGUUGCUGUCCCAAAGUCUACUAUGUUUAGUGUUAAAAAGAUCAUGGAGAUACAUGAGCUUGUCAAGUUAGUUAACAAAUGGCAAAAUAUUGCUUACAAGUAUGACAAAGAUUUAUUACUCAUGACUCACUUCAUAACUAGGAACAUUACAGAUAAUCAAGGGAAGAAUAAGACAGCAAUACACACUUACUUCUCUUCAGUUUUCCUUGGUGGAGUGGAUAGUCUAGUCGACUUGAUGAACAAGAGUUUUCCUGAGUUGGGUAUUAAAAAAACGGAUUGCAGACAAUUGAGCUGGAUUGAUACUAUCAUCUUCUAUAGUGGUGUUGUAAAUUACGACACUGAUAAUUUUAACAAGGAAAUUUUGCUUGAUAGAUCCGCUGGGCAGAACGGUGCUUUCAAGAUUAAGUUAGACUACGUUAAGAAACCAAUUCCAGAAUCUGUAUUUGUCCAAAUUUUGGAAAAAUUAUAUGAAGAAGAUAUAGGAGCUGGGAUGUAUGCGUUGUACCCUUACGGUGGUAUAAUGGAUGAGAUUUCAGAAUCAGCAAUUCCAUUCCCUCAUCGAGCUGGAAUCUUGUAUGAGUUAUGGUACAUAUGUAGUUGGGAGAAGCAAGAAGAUAACGAAAAGCAUCUAAACUGGAUUAGAAAUAUUUAUAACUUCAUGACUCCUUAUGUGUCCAAAAAUCCAAGAUUGGCAUAUCUCAAUUAUAGAGACCUUGAUAUAGGAAUAAAUGAUCCCAAGAAUCCAAAUAAUUACACACAAGCACGUAUUUGGGGUGAGAAGUAUUUUGGUAAAAAUUUUGACAGGCUAGUAAAAGUGAAAACCCUGGUUGAUCCCAAUAACUUUUUUAGAAACGAACAAAGCAUCCCACCUCUUCCACGGCAUCGUCAUUAAUGAUCUUAAAUAGAUCUUUUUCUCUUAUUAAUUAGUCCUUAUAAUAUACAUAUAUUGAUUAUAUAUAUAAAAAUAGUUUGUCCGGAUGUACUGUGUAUGCUCCAAUGUAAGAACAUCUACAGUACAGCUAUGUAGACAAUCAUAAGAUAUAUGUAAUAAAAUAAAUUGUCUUUCUUAUUUUAAUGGAGAAUGAAAUAAUAUUAUUUUAGCUUA